Mytilus trossulus (common blue mussel) is the source of this 4719-nucleotide messenger RNA. RefSeq lists its product as uncharacterized. NCBI's taxonomy places the organism in Eukaryota, Metazoa, Mollusca, Bivalvia, Mytilida, Mytilidae. The transcript is spliced from 9 exons. Gene Ontology annotation, biological process: urea transmembrane transport. Gene Ontology annotation, molecular function: urea transmembrane transporter activity. Bases 60 to 2375 code for a protein of 771 amino acids. The record is from RefSeq and is a predicted model, not a curated record. Gene Ontology annotation, cellular component: plasma membrane.
UUACAAUUCAAAAUUCAACGUAAACAUAUCUACAUUAGGAUUAAAGGCGUUUGAUUUGUAUGAACUUGGACAUCUAUGGCAUUACAGACACUGAUGAAAAAAUGAAAUUGGUUAUUCUUCUUGUGUUCUUGGCACGGACCGCCAUUGCCAGUAACUCGACUUGCCGGCUGACUUCACUCAUUCAUGAAAAACAAUCAAACAUCGCGCCUGUUCUGGAAAAACAUGAAGCACUUCUUUUAAUGUUCCUUGGCUUUGGAGGUCUAUCAAUCACCUUAGGGAUAGUCCACUAUGCAGUUCGCCGAAAUGUCUAUCGUGAUGUACACAGCUUAGAUACAGUUUUUGAUGCUGGUGGAAAAGUGACAUUGGGUCUUACAGCUGUCACAGUGACCUCACAGAUGUUAUGGCCGGCUGACUUUCUACAAAGUGCUACGAUCAUGAGUAAGUACGGACUAGGAGGCUCAUUAUUUUUCGCAGUAGCCAUUGUACUGGAUAUCUUAAUGUUCCCAGUUCUUUCAUUAACACUGAAGACCAGGGCACCAGGAGCUAAAACGUUUCUACAGAUUAUUUGCGCACGCUUUGGGAAAGGAGCACACAUUGUGUUUUGCUGUAUUGCGCUGUUUGCUAAUUUGAUAACAGUGAUGGCGCUUAUUUUAGCAGCUAAAGCCGCUAUUAAUGUUCUGGUAAAGGAUGUUUCGGAUGAAAUGAUUCUUCUUUUGAUGGCUUUCCUAUUUGGUUCUUAUUGUCUUAUUGGUGGACUUGGUACUACCUUUUACAUAUCAUAUUUCAACACGGCUUUAACAUUUGUCAGUGUACUAGUGUUUAUUGUGCACGUAACAUAUAAAGAGACUGAUAACAUUUUCACAAAGAAGGAAAACAUGUACGAGGCCAUGAAAUGUAUACAAGCUCCAGAUGGUAACUAUGAAAACUCAUUUAUGACAUUUCGAUCUCGAGGAGGUGUGAUAUACGGCGUUGUGUUGUUUCUUAUGGCAACAUCAUUGAGUUUUUGUGACCAAGCUCACUGGCAAAGUCGAAUUGCAGCUAAGCCUGCUCAGGGUGUUGCGGGCUUUUUCAUUGCUGCCUACAUAUGGUUUGCUAUACCAUUAACGAUAACCAUUACAUCAUCUUCCGUAUACAUGUCCAUGAGCUAUCAGAAUGGAACUCAUCUGCUGAGUGACUUUGAUGUAGAUUCUGGCUUUAUUACUCCAUUUGUGAUGGAAUCUGUGAUGGGUAAGACAGGAGCUUACAUGUUGAUAACCAUGGUAACGAUGGCAUUAAUGUCAACAGGUUCAGGGGAAGUAAUGGCCGUGUCAUCGAUUAUGGUUUAUGAUAUUUAUAAAGUUUACAUCAGUCCAUACAGGAAAGGUAUUGACAUAACACAGUGUCCAUUAUGUGGGAAAGAAAGGAAGCAUACAAACGACACAGGAAACUCAGACCAAAUCUGUAAAUGUCCAUCUGUUUCUACAUGUAAGGCCUGUGAAAAUGAUGGCAUGGUCAGACUGAAAGCUCAGCAUUUUUUGCAUCCUUACGAAUGUAGUGUUCAUGGCCGGUAUCGACGUUAUGAAGACGAAUUAUUACACUACAAAAACUGGUGCAUGAUAUGGGUAACAAUUGGUAUUGUACCAUAUGGACUCAUUAUUGUUAACCUCGGUGUGAAUUUGAACUGGGCUGUGUUCACGCUGCAGGGUGUAUAUAGUGCAUUCCUUUGUCCACUACUAAUGACAAUUGUAUGGUCAAAGUGUACAGCAAAAGCAAUCAUUACAGGUAGUAUAAUGGGAGUAUUGGCGUAUAUUGCUGGAGUACUAACUGUAGCCGAGUUAGUGUAUGAAGGAGGGUUAGGUAACUUUCUAACCAAUACUUCCUCAGACUACAGUUUAUUAGGAGGAAUAACUUCUGCUGUAACCAUGAGUGUAAGCUGCACAAUAAUCAUAUCGCUCUGUACACAUAAUAUCACGACACAAGAGGACGCAGAAAGGGUUUGGGAUAAAACUCUUUCCAUUGACAAUCCGUUAAAUCCUUGGAGGAACGUUUAUAAAGAAGAACUUGCCAAUAUAGAUGUUCCCGAAGAUACAAAAGUAGAUACAACCCAUAUGAACAAAAUUUUCCGAAGUGCGAGAAUUCUGGCAGUAGUGGGAGGUUUGAUAAGCUUUGUUAUAUUCGGAGUCGUCAUUCCUGCCAAUGUUUUGUCAUUAGAAGUAUUGACUUAUGAGCAGUUUUCAUCAUGGUCGUUUGCCUGUCAGAUAUGGGUAAUGAUUGCUGCUGCGUUUGCCAUAGUGGUGCCUCCUAUCGAGGAAAUAGUUCAGAUUGUAAGAUACUAUUCCAGGAACAAGUCAAACGAAUCUGUUAGCAAAGAGAAGUAUGUGCUAUCUAGCCAGUAAUGGGAGAUCUAGCGUUUUGAGAGUUACUGUUAUGGUAGUUAUUGCAGUGAAAAAGUCAUAUAUAGUAGUUAUUGUAGUGAAAAGAGUGAUAUAUAGUAGUUAUUGUAGUGAAAAGAGUGAUAUAUAGUAGUUAUUGUAGUGAAAAGAGUGAUAUAGUAGUUAUUGUAGUGAAAAGAGUUUAUUGUAGUGAAAAGAGUUUAAUGUAGUGAAUAGAGUCAUGUAGUAGUUAUUGUAGUGAAUAUAAUAAUAUGGUAGUUAUUGCUAGAAUUGUAUCUUAUUAUAAUGAAAAUAACAAUUUGGUAUAGCUAUUUAAGUGCAAAAUACCAAUAAAGUAGGUACUGAUGUUGAAAACCCCAGUUUGGGGGUUAUUGUAGAGAAAGAUAUAAUCUGAUUGUUGUUCAUGAUGUUAAAAAAAAAGAGUUUCUGCUAUUAGACCUUCGGAGAUACUGAAGCUUUCCGUUGCUUUAUAAAAAUGUGGAAUAAACUGAUAGAUUGACUUUUUAUACCUUGCGAUGGGUGGACUGCGUUAAAUUGGUUGAAAGCCGAAAUUAUAUCAUUCAUGGAAAAUCAAUUGUUAUUCACAACAGACACAUUAAAAAUAAGGAAUUUACCAAAACCCAUAGAAAUUCUGUAUUUUCGAAAGGCGCUUUAAUUUGUACUUUUUAUACUAUCAAGAACCAUAUCUCUUGAACGACAAAAAUGAGAAUCGUCAAUAUCAAACUUGACCAACAUUACCGGUAAGAGUAAAUACCAUUUUUGAGAGCAUUGUUUGAACGGUUAUAAGCAAUUAAACGGAAACGACAAAAGUGCCCCAUUUAUCAUGAACACUAACUCCUGAAUGAAAGUCAUCGGCAAUAUCAAAAUAGACUUCCAUUUGUUUCAUUGAAAACAACAUAAACAAUUUUUUAAACAUUGGUUAUUCAAGUGUUUCAAACAUAAUUGAACGGAAAUGACAAAGUGUCAUUUUCCAAUAAAGCAAUGACCACUACUCCUGAACAGUAAACGUGUAAUAAUUUAGGGAAACAAAACAUUGGUUGAACGGUUCAUACGGUUUUUAGUUCAAAAGCACGGAAUUUGUUUGCAGCCGCCCAACCGCUAUACUUCUCUUAUUUGGUAGUCGGAUUUAUUUCUUCGGGAAACUUGAUAAAAUCUUUCCAUAAGAUGGUGACUAUACUUUAACAGGUAGUUAAUAGUCCUUAUAUGACCUGAUUCUGAGGAAAGUUGUUAUUUCUGUCUCAUUGAUUGAAUAAUAUACUCGAAGUGAGAAGUUGUAAACACGUUGUUCAAACAUUAUGGAAUCCAAAAAAAAGUUGUGACUGUGAUAACCCUAUGUCAAGUGAUAUCUAUACAUCUAUAUGUAUCCCGCUCAAACAAUCGGUAAAUAGAUAUAGGAAGAUGUGGUAUGAGUGCCAAUGAGACAACUCUGCAUCCAAAUAACAAUUUAUAAAAGUAAACCAUUAUAGGUCAAGGUACGGUCUUCAACACGGAGGUAACCCCAGAAUAAGCGUAAACUUCCAUUCUAGAGUACAACCAAUAAAUAGUUAUGAAAGGUACCAGACUUAUAAUUCGAUACACGUUUCGUCGACAUUAAACUCAUCAGUGACGCUCAGAUCAAAAUAGUUUGAAAGCCAAACAAGUACAAAAUAGAAGAGCAUCGAGGACUCAAAAUUACGAAAAGAUGUUACAAAUGCGGCGGAGGGUAUUCUUACCUGGGAUAAGAAAACCUUCAGAAUUUAAAAUUAUUCAAUCUUUUGAAAACAUGAAAUUCCUAAAAAUGACAAUAUAAUUAAUAUGUAUGUCAGCUCCGAAGCGCUGACGACUGGGCUAGAGAUACCUUCAGAGCCGAAACGUCCACCUGCAGUGGUGUAAAUAGUUAUAGAAUGUACCAGGUUUAUACUUCGACAUGCCAGACGAUGACAUCAAGUAAUUUACAUAUGAUUUAUAUUCCUGUUCCAAAAGAAUGGUGUAUUCAAGUUUACAUCUGUGGCAUAACAUGUUGGCCUCACAUUUCUCAAAUAAAAUAUAUAAGUUUCCUGAGAUUCAAUGUGUUUUAUUAGCCUAAUUUUCGUUUGAGGUGCAUUUUCAGAUGUUUCGCUCAUCACCUUUUAGUUUAUCUAAUAAUUGUAUAUUCUUGCACACAUUAAAAUGGUCAUGUAUAAAAAUUAAAUUACAAAUCUAAAGCAUCCUGAAAUUGAAUAUUAUGUUUCAUGUGACAGUACUAUAUAUACCUUGUGAUGUAUUUCAGAUUCAUUGCUUAUACAUGGAGUUCCAGGAACUUUUUAUCGAACAUUAUGUCCAUGUAUGAACUUUACGUUGCAUUUAAAUUAAAUACUACAAAACAAUA